CCAGUCUGAGCGGCGAUGGCGGCGGCGGCGGCGGCGGCAGCAGCAGCGGGGGCUGCGGGCGGUCGGGGCUCCGGGCCGGGGCGGCGGCGCCAUCUUGUGCCCGGGGCCGGUGGGGAGGCCGGGGAGGGGGCCCCGGGGGGCGCAGGGGACUACGGGAACGGCUUGGAGUCUGAGGAACUGGAGCCUGAGGAGCUGCUGCUGGAGCCCGAGCCGGAGCCCGAGCCCGAAGAGGAGCCGCCCCGGCCCCGCGCCCCCCCGGGAGCUCCGGGCCCUGGGCCUGGCUCGGGAGCCCCCGGCAACCAGGAGGAGGAGGAGGAGCCGGGACUGGUCGAGGGUGACCCGGGGGACGGCGCCAUUGAGGACCCGGAGCUGGAAGCGAUCAAAGCUCGAGUUAGGGAGAUGGAGGAAGAAGCUGAGAAGCUAAAGGAGCUACAGAACGAGGUAGAGAAGCAGAUGAAUAUGAGUCCACCUCCGGGCAAUGCUGGCCCAGUGAUCAUGUCCAUUGAGGAGAAGAUGGAGGCUGAUGCCCGUUCCAUCUAUGUUGGCAAUGUGGACUAUGGUGCAACAGCAGAAGAGCUGGAAGCACACUUUCAUGGCUGUGGUUCAGUCAACCGUGUUACUAUACUCUGUGACAAAUUUAGUGGCCAUCCCAAAGGGUUUGCGUAUAUAGAGUUCUCAGACAAAGAGUCAGUGAGGACUUCCCUGGCCUUAGAUGAAUCCUUAUUUAGAGGAAGACAGAUCAAGGUGAUCCCUAAACGAACCAACAGACCAGGCAUCAGCACAACAGACCGAGGUUUCCCACGAGCCCGAUACCGUGCCCGAACCACCAACUACAACAGUUCCCGCUCUCGAUUCUACAGUGGUUUUAACAGCAGGCCCCGGGGUCGCGUCUACAGGGGCCGGGCUAGAGCGACAUCAUGGUAUUCCCCUUACUAAAAAAAAGUGUGUAUUAGGAGGAGAGAGAGGAAAAAAAGAGGAAAGAAGGAAAAAAAAAAAAGAAUUAAAAAAAAAAAAAAAAGAAAAACAGAAGAUGACCUUGAUGGAAAAAAAAAAUAUUUUUUAAAAAAAAGAUAUACUGUGGAAGGGGGGAGAAUCCCAUAACUAACUGCUGAGGGGGGACCUGCUUUGGGGAGUAGGGGGAGGCCCGGGGAGUGGGGCAGGGGUCUGCUCACUCACUUUGGGGAUUCGCCAUGGACACGUCUCAAUCGCGCAAGCUGCUCCCCCUGUUUCCCUGUUCCCCUCUGCCCCCUUGGGGGCUGCUCAAGGGUAGGUGGGCAUGGGUGGUAGGAGGGGUUUUUUUACCCAGGGCUCUGGAAGGACACCAAACUGUUCUGCUUGUUACCUUCCCUCCAUCUUCUCCCUAACUUUCACAGUCCCCUCCUGCCUGCUCCUGUCCUGCCAGCUCUACCACCCACCCCACCCCUCUUUUCUGGCUCCCUGCCCCUCCAGAUUGCCUGGUGAUCUAUUUUGUUUCCUUUUGUGUUUCUUUUUCUGUUUUGAGUGUCUUUCUUUGCAGGUUUCUGUAGCCGGAAGAUCUCCGUUCCGCUCCCAGCGGCUCCAGUGUAAAUUCCCCUUCCCCCUGGGGAAAUGCACUACCUUGUUUUGGGGGGUUUUGGGGUGUUUUUUGUUUUUCAGUUUUUUUGUUUUGUUUUUCUUUGCCUUUUUUUUUUCCCUUUUAUUUGGAGGGAAUGGGAGGAAGUGGGAACAGGGAGGUGGGAGGUGGAUUUUGUUUAUUUUUUUAGCUCAUUUCCAGGGGGUGGGAGUUUUUUUUUUAAUAUGUGUCAUGAAUAAAGUUGUUUUUGAAAAUAAAAAA
Messenger RNA from Dama dama (fallow deer), 1813 nucleotides. It is a transcript of the gene PABPN1, whose product is annotated as poly(A) binding protein nuclear 1. Bases 16 to 936 code for a protein of 306 amino acids. NCBI's taxonomy places the organism in Eukaryota, Metazoa, Chordata, Mammalia, Artiodactyla, Cervidae. The transcript is spliced from 7 exons. Gene Ontology annotation, molecular function: RNA binding. The record is from RefSeq and is a predicted model, not a curated record.